UCGAGCUGAAGUUGAUCAGAUUCUGCCUGAGGCUUCUGCUGAGGAGACUCCUGGAACUGGAGCAGAUCGAGGUGGCCAAGGAGGGGUACCAGCAGCGCCUGAAGGUGAUGACGCUCUGAUUGAUGCAUCAGAGAUCUCAGUAGCCAUGCAGCAAUCAAUAUCCGAAAAGCAAGGUGCUGCAAGUGCUGAAGAAAUUCUGGAGCGUCUGCCGAAGGUAUAUGCAGCUUCAAGUGAUCUGAAUGAAGACUCUAUGCUGUUGGCGGAAAAAAUGAAGUUAUUUCAAGAUAAUAUAAAGGAAUGUCAGACAUUUUUAACCGAACUUGCCAACCAGUCAGCUGUGAAGUCCCAGAAGCUAAAAGAAGUUGAAGAAGGGCUCCAGCUGAUGGUCGACAAGAAAAGCCAGCUUAAGGAGAAGACCCAAGAGGUCGAUGACUUGUGGAACAAACAUGACACGAUCGAGUUUGAGCACCGCCAGGAGAAGGAGCUGCUGAAGAAAGAGAUAGAGUCCCUGGCAAAGGACAACAAAGCUCUCAAAGAGAAAAAUCAGUCUUUGCAAGAGAAAAACAAGUCGAUUGUGAAGAAUCAUAAAGAUGAAGUAGAGAGGCUGACCAAGAUCAUGGAGCAUGCAGAUGUGCAGCUGGUGCAGUGCAUGCAGCAGAUCAAAGACUUGGUAGCUGAAAAAGAUAUCUGCAACAAGGAACUUGCCGACUUGAAGACUGCUGCACAGGCAGUGGUCGACAUGGUGGAUCCUCCUGAGGGGAGUGUUGAAGAGGGUAGGACUUUGUUGGAGCGACUGUAGGCAGCUCCACAAAGGAUCACCAAUUAUCUUUCGGAGACCACCAGGCAGUAUGUAUCGCAUGUUUUAGGUUUAGUCAAAUCUUAUAGGCCAAAGGCGAACUUGACCCCACUUGGAGAAGGUAUGGCCCUCGAGUGUGACGAAUAGAAGUUUGCUACUCUUGUUGAGGUGAAGCAUGUGGCCGACAAGAUUGUUGAUGCCUUAGAGCAAGGUGCUGAGGCAUGAACAAUGUAUUUGACAUUGAAUUUGUAUGUAUGGAUACAUUGUAUGUAUAAUUGUCAUAAAUCCUGGU
Messenger RNA from Panicum virgatum (switchgrass), 1088 nucleotides. RefSeq lists its product as uncharacterized. The record is from RefSeq and is a predicted model, not a curated record. NCBI's taxonomy places the organism in Eukaryota, Viridiplantae, Streptophyta, Magnoliopsida, Poales, Poaceae. The transcript is spliced from 4 exons. The coding region runs from base 146 to 799 and encodes 217 amino acids.